Molecule: messenger RNA, 990 nt
Organism: Schistocerca americana (American grasshopper)
Lineage: Eukaryota; Metazoa; Arthropoda; Insecta; Orthoptera; Acrididae
Product: speckle-type POZ protein-like
Exons: 4
Coding region: 1-990 (329 amino acids)
Biological process (GO): proteasome-mediated ubiquitin-dependent protein catabolic process; regulation of proteolysis
Cellular component (GO): cytoplasm
Molecular function (GO): ubiquitin protein ligase binding
Source: RefSeq, a predicted model, not a curated record
AUGGUUGCUCAGUGUCGUCUUGUUUCAGCAUCACCUACAAUGGCAGCAGUUAACGAGGUUCAGCUGACCGCCGCCGUGAACUUGGGCGCCCUUCUAGAUGCGGGGGAAGGCGCCGUGGUGAUAUUAGUGGCGGGCGAGACACGGCUGGCUGCCCACAGGACAGUGCUGGCUGCCAGGAGCCCCGUGUUCCAGGCAAUGUUCCAGCAUGACACGCUGGAGGCCAGCAGCGGCCAUGUCACAAUCACAGACGUGGAGGGGCCGGUGAUGAGGGAGCUGCUGGCCUACAUGUACACCCUUCAGGCUCCCGAGCUGCCUGGCAUGGCCCCGCUCUUGCUCGCAGCUGCUGAUAAGUACGGCUUGUCCGCCCUGAAGGCUGUCUGUGAGCAGCAGGUGGUCGCACAGCUCUGUGUCGAAAACGCUGCGGCCUCGGCCGUGCUCGCAGUGAGGCAUUCGUGCCCAAAACUCACAGCGGCCGCCGUCGCCUUCAUAAAGGCCAACCUCCACGUGAUGGGCACGAAGGGAUGGGCAGACAUGAUGCGGAACCAUCUCGAACAUGUCAUUGAAUUUGAUGAAGAGCCACUGGGAAUCUCUUGCUCUACUGAAUUUAUCAAGGAAGAUCCUGAACAAAAUUUGGAAGCUGGUGGAACUCAGAAUAUUGGAACCAAAGUGAGCAAAAACCAUCGUAAGAAAUUUGAUGAGGCAAUAGUCGAGCACUCAAGCAAGCAACAGGCAUCGAAACGGGGCCGUGUACUCGUGGUGUCGCCGGGGCAGGCGGCCUUCAAGGAAGUGAGUACGGACAGACACGAGUCUUGUGGCACUGAAUACAGCCCUCUGGACAGCGACAGCUCCCAGGGGGAUAGGCACAAACACCUCGAGCGAGGGCACAUUCAAGAUGGGGGCGGGGGGGGCGUGAGAAACCUCGACAGGGCAAGGCAAGCGACGGUGGAGAGGUCGAAGGGCCCGGCGAAGGGCCCGGCGGCGAGGCCAUGA